Molecule: messenger RNA, 279 nt
Organism: Gongylonema pulchrum
Lineage: Eukaryota; Metazoa; Nematoda; Chromadorea; Rhabditida; Gongylonematidae
Source: the annotation of a GenBank genome assembly
AUGCCGCCGAAGCCAUCAGCAAAGGGAGCAAAGGAAGCUUCGAAGUCGCACAAGGCUCGCAGUAGUGACAAGAAACGACGUGUGCGGAAGGAGUCUUACUCGGUGUACUGCGUGUUGAAGCAGGUCCAUACUAACACAGGCAUUUCAUCAAAGUCCAUGUCAAUAAUGAAUUCGUUCGUGAACGGCGUUUUCGAACGACUGGCUGCUGAGACGAGUCGUCUGGCGCAUUACAACAAGCGCUCAAGAAUUUCAUCGCAUGAAAUUCAGACCUGCGUGUGA